AUGCGUAGCAGGAGAGAGAGGGUAUGUAGCUAGUAAAAUAGACUUACAAUCCUGACAAGAAUUAUGUGGACACACCCAAGUUUUCUAACGCCAAUUAACAUUGAGACGUUCUUUCAUGAAAUUUGUUGCCCCUUGCCCCCUAUUCAAUGUUGUUUUUCGCAUUUAAAUUUUAACAGUUUCAUUUACCAACAUUGAAUUGGGUGUGGGAGGGGGAGAAAUUUUCUUGGCGGUUAAUUCUGUAGAAAUACAUAUAUUUCUUAACGCACGCGGUGUCAACGAUAAUUUUUGCCAGGACUGUAGCAAUUGCAGCAGUUGAUUAAAUUUUACCAUAUAAUCUAAUGAUGUUAUAUUCGCUUCAACGAAGACACACGCCAAAAUUAAGCCAUUGUCAUUUCAGCCCAUUAGAUGCUAACUUUUGUUGAUAAUUAUAUAGCUAUUAGAAAGAAGGUUGAAAGUUGUGACCAACGAGGAACAAAAAAAGUAUGCUCCGACCCUAACAGUCGAGUACAUAUCUAAGGAUGAAGACGAGUCAGAAGGGGAAGGUUGGCGACACAUGGAGUUGCCGUGGAGGUCAGAUGAACUAACCCAGUUCUUCCGAACUUUGGACGAUCGGUUGAAGGAAACGAAAAAGGAGUACGCCAAAGACCGCACAAGAAGAACUAAAUUAGGCGUAUCUAACAAAAAGGCUCCGAAAAAUGCACCUGCAUGGGCGGUGAAAGACGUUGAGCCAGUACAACAUGCACGUGGUGAUCGUCCUACUGCCCGAGGUCGUGGAGCGCUGGGUGUGAGGCAGCGUGGGGGACGUGGUGUGAGAACACGUGGAGGUGGACGAGGAGGUCAUGAAAAUGCACGAAG
Messenger RNA from Paramuricea clavata, 855 nucleotides. The record is from the annotation of a GenBank genome assembly. Lineage: Eukaryota; Metazoa; Cnidaria; Anthozoa; Malacalcyonacea; Plexauridae.